AUGGCCUCCAUCCAGCAGCUGGUCGGGAGAUGGCGCUUGGUAGAGAGCAAAGGCUUCGACGAGUACAUGAAGGAGCUAGGUGUGGGGAUGGCUCUGCGGAAAAUGGGCGCCAUGGCCAAGCCCGACUGUGUCAUCUCUUCCGACGGCCAACACCUCACCAUCAAAACCGAGAGCACGCUGAAGACCACCCAGUUCUCAUGCAACCUGGGAGAGAAGUUUGAAGAGACUACAGCAGAUGGCAGGAAAACUCAGACCGUCUGCAACUUUGUCAACGGCGCGCUGGUCCAGCACCAGGAGUGGGACGGGAAGGAGAGCACCAUCACGCGGCGGCUGGAGGGCGGGAAGCUAGUGGUGGAAUGCGUCAUGAACAAUGUCAACUGCACUCGGGUCUACGAGAAAGUGGAGUAA
Molecule: messenger RNA, 408 nt
Organism: Pipistrellus nathusii (Nathusius's pipistrelle)
Lineage: Eukaryota; Metazoa; Chordata; Mammalia; Chiroptera; Vespertilionidae
Source: the annotation of a GenBank genome assembly